Physeter macrocephalus (sperm whale) is the source of this 5478-nucleotide messenger RNA. RefSeq names its product ADAMTS like 3 (gene ADAMTSL3). Gene Ontology annotation, biological process: extracellular matrix organization. Gene Ontology annotation, cellular component: extracellular matrix. The record is from RefSeq and is a predicted model, not a curated record. Lineage: Eukaryota; Metazoa; Chordata; Mammalia; Artiodactyla; Physeteridae.
GUCCCAGCCCCAUUUAACUUCUCGGCGGCGGCGGCGACUGCGGCGCUGCGGGCUGGAGGCCAGCGUCGGGGAAGUCCCGGUCCCGGAUUCCGCACGAAGUGUUGACUGGGCCGCUUCUGUCCGCCUCUCCUCCGCGCGCGCCGAGCCCGCGCGGCCCGGGCUGCACGUCCCAGACGCUUCUGCGGCGCCAGGCUGCAAGUGAGACCCCCAGGAGACCGGACCCCAUGGCUUCCUGGAAGAGCCCCUGGUGGCUGCUGAUAUGGAUGGUCUUCAUGCACUCUGCCCUCCUGCAGACCACAGCAGAGAAGUCUCCUGGGGCCUAUUUCCUUCCUGAGUUUGCACUCUCCCCUCAGGGAAGUUUUCUGGAAGAUACAACAGGGGAGCAGUUCCUGACGUAUCGCUAUGACGACCAGACUUCAAGAAACACUCGUUCGGAUGAAGAUAAAGGUAGCAACUGGGAUGCCUGGGGUGAGUGGAGUGACUGCUCCCGGACCUGUGGGGGAGGAGCGUCCUAUUCUCUGCGGAGAUGUUUGACUGGCAGGAAUUGUGAAGGGCAGAAUAUUCGAUACAAGACAUGCAGCAAUCAUGACUGCCCUCCAGAUGCGGAGGACUUCAGAGCCCAGCAGUGUUCAGCCUACAAUGAUGUUCAGUAUCAGGGGCGUUAUUAUGAGUGGCUUCCAGAGUACAACGAUCAUGCUGCCCCCUGCGCACUCAAGUGUCACGCACAGGGACAGAACUUGGUAGUGGAGCUGGCACCCAAGGUCUUAGAUGGAACUCGUUGCAAUGCUGACUCCUUGGACAUGUGUAUCAGUGGCAUCUGUCAGGCAGUGGGCUGCGACCGGCAACUGGGGAGCAACGCCAAGGAAGACAACUGUGGCGUCUGUGCUGGUGACGGCGCCACCUGCAGGCUGGUGCGGGGACAAUCAAAGUCACAAGUUUCUCCUGAAAAAAGGGAAGAAAAUGUAAUUGCUGUUCCUUUGGGAAGUCGAAGUGUGAGAAUUACAGUGAAAGGACCUGCACAUCUCUUCAUUGAAUCAAAAACACUUCAAGGAAGCAAAGGAGAGCACAGCUUUAACAGCCCUGGAGUUUUUGUUGUAGAAAACACAACAGUUGAAUUUCAGAGGGGCUCCGAGAGGCAAGCCUUUAAGAUUCCAGGACCUCUGAUGGCUGAUUUCAUCUUCAAGACCAGGUACACUGCAGCCAAGGACAGCGUGGUCCAGUUCUUCUUUUACCAGCCAAUCAGUCAUCAGUGGAGACAAACUGACUUCUUUCCCUGCACUGUGACAUGUGGAGGAGGGUAUCAGCUCAAUUCUGCUGAGUGUGUGGAUAUCCGGUUGAAGAGGGUGGUUCCUGACCAUUAUUGCCAUUACUACCCUGAGAAUGUGAAGCCAAAACCAAAACUGAAGGAAUGCAGCAUGGAUCCUUGCCCAUCAAGUGAUGGAUUUAAAGAGAUCAUGCCCUAUGACCACUUCCAACCUCUCCCUCGCUGGGAACAUAAUCCUUGGACUGCGUGUUCGGUGUCCUGUGGAGGUGGGAUUCAAAGGCGGAGCUUCGUGUGUGUGGAGGAGUCCAUGCAUGGAGAGAUACUGCAAGUGGAAGAAUGGAAGUGCAUGUAUGCGCCUAAACCCAAGGUUAUGCAAACCUGCAAUCUGUUCGACUGUCCCAAGUGGAUUGCCAUGGAGUGGUCUCAGUGCACAGUGACUUGUGGCCGGGGGUUACGUUACCGGGUUGUUCUGUGUAUCAACCAUCGUGGACAGCACGUUGGUGGCUGUAAUCCACAACUGAAGUUACACAUCAAAGAAGAAUGUAUCAUUCCCAUCCCGUGUUACAAACCCAAAGAAAAAAGUCCAGUGGAAGCAAAAUUACCUUGGCUGAAACAAGCACAAGAACUAGAAGAGACCAGAAUAGCAACCGAAGAACCAACGUUCAUUCCGGAGCCCUGGUCCGCCUGCAGCACCACAUGUGGGCCAGGCGUUCAGGUGCGAGAGGUGAAGUGCCGCGUGCUCCUGACGUUCACACAGACAGAGACCGAGCUACCCGAGGAAGAGUGUGAAGGCCCCCGGCUGCCCACCGAGCGGCCCUGCCACCUGGAAGCCUGUGAUGAGAGCCCCACCCCCCGUGAGCUGGCCGCCUCCCAGCAGGAGCAGGACAGUGAGAUGACUUACGACUGGGAGUAUGCUGGGUUCACCCCUUGCACCGCCACGUGUUUGGGAGGCCAUCAAGAAGCCAUUGCAGUGUGCUUACACAUCCAGACCCAGCAGACAGUCAACGACUCCUUGUGUGAUAUGGUCCACCGUCCUCCAGCAAUGAGCCAGGCUUGUAACAUGGAACCCUGCCCACCCAGGUGGCACACGGGCUCUUGGGGACCCUGCUCAGCUACCUGUGGUGUUGGAAUCCAGACCCGAGAAGUGUACUGCCUGCACCCUGGGGAAUCCCCCUCCCCUCCUGAGGAAUGCCAAGAUGAGAAGCCCCAUGCCUUACAAGCAUGCAAUCAGUUUGACUGCCCUCCUAGCUGGCAUAUUGAAGAAUGGCAGCAGUGUUCCAGGACCUGUGGUGGGGGAACUCAGAAUCGCAGGAUCACCUGUCAGCAGCUGUUAACGGAUGGCAGCUUUCUGAGUCUCUCAGAUGAAUUGUGUCAAGGACCCAAGGCAUCUUCUCAUAAGUCCUGUGCCAGAACAGACUGUCCUCCGCAUCUAACUGUGGGAGACUGGUCAAAGUGUUCUGUCAGUUGUGGUGUUGGAACCCAGCGGAGACAGCAGGUAUGCCAAAGGCUGACGGCCAGAGGCCGGCGUGUCCCCCUCAGUGAGACCGUGUGCAGGCAUCUUCCUGGGCCCCCUCUUGCGAGAUCUUGCCGAAUGCCUGUGUGCAGGAAAAUGCAACCAGAGGUGAAGACCAACCUUGGCAAGCAGGGUCCUCAGAUCCUUGGUGUCCAGAGAGUCUACAUUCAGACAAGGGAAGAGAAGCGCCUUAACCUGACCAUCGGGAGCAGAGCCUAUUUGCUGCCCAACACAUCUGUGAUUAUUAAAUGCCCAGUGCGACGAUUCCAGAAAUCUCUGAUCCAGUGGGAGAAGGAUGGCCAUUGUCUGCAGAACUCCAAACGACUCGGCAUCACCAAGUCAGGCUCACUAAAAAUCCACAGCCUUGCAGCCCCCGACAUCGGCAUGUACCGGUGCAUUGCAGGCUCUGCCCAGGAGACAGUGGUGCUCAAGCUCAUUGGCACUGACAACCGACUCAUUGCACCCCCAGCCCUCAGAGGGCACACAGGGGAAUAUCCUGGGAUGGACCACAACGAAGCCAAUAAUUUGGGAGCCACAUGGCAUAAGAUGAGGCAGAAGUGGAGUAAUAAAAAUGAGCUUUAUUUGGACGAUGGCCAAAUUCAUCACCAGCCUCUCUUAAGAGCUCUGUUGGGCCACUGCAGCCAUUCUGCAGGAAACACCAACUCCUGGGAGUUUGAGAAAAAGCAGUUUGAAUCUGCAGUUAAACAGGGAGCCUACAGCACGGAUACCGCCCAGUUUGAUGAACUGAUAAGGAACAUGAGUCAGCUCAUGGAGACCGGAGAGGUCAGUGAUGACCUUGCGUCCCAGGUGAUAUAUCAGCUGGUGGCCGAGUUAGCGAAGGUGCAGUCCGCACACGUGCAGUGGAGGGGCAUCCUGGGAGAGGCGCCUCCCGCGGCUCACCCGGGAAGUGUGCCCCAAAGCUCAAAUUCGAAAAACUCAGGCAAGCUGACAUUCAAGCCAAAGGGGCCUGUUCUCUUGAGGCAAAGCCAGCCCACCUCGAUUUCUCUUAAUAAAACAGUAAAUUCAAGGAUUGGAAAUACAGUCUACAUUACAAGAAGGACGGAGGUCAUCAAUAUACUGUGUGAGCUUGUUACCCCCGGUGAGGCCACAUAUACAUGGACCAAGGAUGGAGCAUUGUUACGACCCUCCGAAAAAGUCAUUGUGGAUGGAAUGGGGAAAAUGCAGAUACAGAAACCUACAAAGAAAGAACAGGGAAUAUACGGAUGUUCUGUCGCUAAUCAUCUGGGUUCGGAUGUGGAAAGUUCUUCUGUGCUGUAUGCAGAGGCACCUGUCAUCUUGGCUAUUGGAAGAAAUAUCACCAGACCGGAGCACAGCCAUCUCUCCGUCGUGAUUGGAGGCAUCGUGGAAGCACCCCAGCGAGCAAACGUGACCAUCCAAUGUCCUGUAAAAGGUGUCCCUCAACCUAAUGUAACUUGGUUGAAGAAAGGAGGAUCUCUGAGUGACAAUAUUUCCCUGCUUUUCAAUGGAUCCCUGUUGUUGCAGAAUGUUUCCCUUGAAAGUGAAGGAACCUAUGUCUGUACAGCCACCAAUGCUCUUGGAAAGGCGAUGGCAACAUCCAUCCUCCACUUGCUGGAGACUUUCUGGGAGCUUGGUAGCUGGACACAUUGUUCUGCCACUUGCGGCCACUUGGGAGCCCGAGUUCAGAGACCCCAGUGCGUAAUGGCCAACGGGCAGGAAGUGAGUGAGGCCUUCUGUGAGCACCUCCAGAAGCCGAUGGCUGGGUUCCAGCCCUGUAACAGGGACUGUCCCUCGAGGUGUGUGUAGUCACUCUUCUUAUCUCAUCGGUACCAGGUUUUGGCUUGUUUUAAAACGCACAGUCAUUUGGAUUUAAUAACUCAACCAGGAAGAUUUGUUUAGAGUGUACCGUACCAGGCACUCUGCUAAGUGCUUUAUGUGGAUCACUUCACAGUCACCUAUGAGGUCGAUGUCGUUCAUUUUCUAUCUUACAGUUGGGACAACUCCCCUAGGCCUCAGAGUUACAAGGGCCAGAAUUCAAAUUGAGAUAGUCUAAUUUCACAGCUUGUGCUCUUAAUUGCUACCCAAAUCUGUUUCUUGUACUCACAGUGUACCUUAAGAGCACAGUGACGCUCAUUUCAUGGGUUUACCCUGCAGAUAAGGCAGUGGGCCAGAUCACGAGAGGCACUAGUUAAAAGCACAGUUCCUUAGACUCUACCCCCAGGGGUAAAACCAUUACUAACCUUUCUGUGUCACAGACAACACAAAUCAAUGGUUUUAAAAAUGUCCAAAGUCAAACUCAUGAUCUCCACCAAAUCUGAUCCGUCCCCAGUGUUCCAGAUCACAUUGACAACAUCCUAAACUCUCCCUUUCCUCUCACUUCCAUCCGUUCUUGUCAAUUUCCCACUGUUACCAGUGGAGUCCAAGACAUCAUCCAUCAUUCCUCACUAGGACCACUCCAGGAGCCUCCUGAGUUUUGUCUCCUCUCUAGAGUGCCUUGUCCACUCUAUAAGCAGAACCAUCUUUGAAAACACAAACUCAUGGGACUUCCUGGCAGUCCAGUGGUUAAGACUUUGCCUUCCAAUGUAGGGGGUGUGGGUUCGACCCCUGGUCGGGGAACUAAGGUCCCACAUGCCUCGCGGCCAAGAAACCAAAACAUAAAACUGAAGCAAUAUUGUAACAGAUUCAAUAAAGACUUUAAAAAUGGUUCACGUUAAAAAAAAAA